Molecule: messenger RNA, 1868 nt
Organism: Rhinichthys klamathensis goyatoka
Lineage: Eukaryota; Metazoa; Chordata; Actinopteri; Cypriniformes; Leuciscidae
Product: sterol 26-hydroxylase, mitochondrial-like
Exons: 9
Coding region: 126-1703 (525 amino acids)
Biological process (GO): C21-steroid hormone biosynthetic process; cholesterol metabolic process; glucocorticoid biosynthetic process
Cellular component (GO): mitochondrial inner membrane
Molecular function (GO): iron ion binding; oxidoreductase activity, acting on paired donors, with incorporation or reduction of molecular oxygen; monooxygenase activity
Source: RefSeq, a predicted model, not a curated record
CUGCUCACAAUAUUACAUUACAACAGAUAUUGAAGGGUUAACUAGAGAGGCUUUUGCCCCACCUCCCUCUCCCUCCCGUGUGAAAGAGGAUCAGUGUUUCCCUCACUCUUCUCCCUGCUUCCAUAAUGGCUGUUCGUUUUGCAUUGAGCUCUGCAGAAAGAAGGAUUGGAUUUGGUUUUCUGAGGCCCACAACAACAACCACGGACAUCAGGAGAGGGGCAGUGGGUAAUGCUGUUGCUUCUGUCACUGUCCAGGACAGCCACGGGAAGCUCAAGACUGUGGCUGACCUCCCAGAGAUCAACACAUCUAGGAUGUUGUACAGACUGAUCUUUAAACGGUACCUGAAUCGCAUGCAUGAGCUACAGUUAUACGAAAAACAGCUUUAUGGUCCCUUGUACAAAGUGAACGCUGGAAACUUCCAAUCCAUUUCAAUAAACAGUGUGGACUUACUGGAGGAACUCCUUAGAAAAGAUGAGAAGUUUCCUUGCAGAGGAGACAUGACUCUGUGGACAGAGUACCGUGACAUGAGGGGCAUCGGCUACGGCCCUUUCACAGAAGAAGGAGAGAAAUGGUACAAACUGCGGUCAGUGCUGAACAAACGCAUGCUGCAUCCAAAGGACUCGGUUCAGUAUGGAGAUGUGGUCAAUGCGGUGGUCAAAGACUUCAUCAAACGGAUUUACUAUCUGCGGGAAAUGAGCCCCACUGGUGAUCUUGUACCUAACUUGACCAAUGAGCUUUACCGGUUUUCCCUUGAAGGAAUCUCAUCCAUUCUUUUUGAGACGCGCAUUGGCUGCCUGGAGAAAGAGAUUCCUGCAGAGACACAGGAUUUCAUUAAUUCUAUUGCACAAAUGUUCACCUACAGCAUGCCUGUGGUGGUGCUGCCCAACUGGACUCGCAGUUACUUGCCAUUUUGGCAGUGGUACCUCAAUGGCUGGGAGGGAAUAUUCAAAUUCGCCGGAAAGAUGAUUGACAUGAAGAUGGAGGCCAUUCAGAGGCGCGUGGAUGCAAAUCAGGAGGUUGCUGGGGAGUAUCUCACCUAUCUGCUUUCCAAUGUUAAAAUGAGCAGUAAAGAUGUUUAUGGAAGCAUUUCUGAGCUUCUGUUGGCUGGAGUGGACACAACCUCCAACACCAUGUUGUGGGCACUGUAUCUCCUCUCAAGAGAUCCAGAAGCUCAAGAGGCUCUGUAUCAGGAUGUAACCAGAGUCUUAAAGGGCGACAGAGUCCCAACAGCACAGGAAGUGAACAACAUGCCUUACCUCAAAGCUGUCAUCAAGGAAACACUAAGGAUGUAUCCUGUGGUGCCCAUGAAUUCUCGUCUUAUUGCAGAAAAUGAUGUUGUCAUUGGUGGACACUUUUUCCCAAAAAAGACAACAUUCACUCUGUGCCACUAUGCAAUCAGCCGUGAUGAGAAAGUCUUUCCAGAACCACGGAAGUUCAAACCUGACCGCUGGCUCCGAGAUGGCAGAACAAGACCCAACCCAUUUGGGUCAAUCCCAUUUGGCUUUGGAGUCAGAGGAUGUGUUGGCCGUCGCAUUGCUGAAUUGGAGAUGCAUCUGGCUUUGGCAAGGCUAAUCAAGUUGUUUGAAAUCAGACCGGACCCAACUGUAGGUGAGGUUCAGUCACUCAAUCGCACAGUGCUUGCGCCAGACAGAAAGGUUAACCUCCACUUUGUGGAGAGACCAAAGAUACAUUCUGAAGCAUAGCUAAAGAAGACCACUGUCUCAGCAAGACAUAAGCUGCAUGUGUACAUUUGAAAAUUAUCAGCUGAAGUGAAUCAUGUGAAUAUGUGAACUUAAUAUCUUCAUUUGAUAAUGAUUCUGUUGUGCUUUGGAAUAUGCAAUAUAAAUGAGCCUGUAUUACACUAUGAA